Dermacentor andersoni is the source of this 707-nucleotide messenger RNA. The record is from RefSeq and is a predicted model, not a curated record. Lineage: Eukaryota; Metazoa; Arthropoda; Arachnida; Ixodida; Ixodidae.
CAGCGAAAUGGUCAAUCUUACCGAAACAGCUGAGGCAUACCUCAACGCAACCGUUAAAAGGGGCUGGAAAUCCUGGGGGCUUGAUGGAAAUUACCAGUACUGGACGGGCCACCACUACAGCGAGAAUGAGCAUCCAAUUCUAGGAACAGUAAACGAGUAUUACCAAGACAGUGACUGCGAACGCCCUGAACCACUUCAAAAUAGACUUUGCAGGGAAAGAUUUACAUGGAUAUUUAAAGAUGGCAUAUGGAGUCCUUUUCAACUCUUAGUUAACGUUACUGUUACGCACGUUGAAGGGGAGUCUGAAACUUUUGAGUUGGACCUGAACAAUGCAACGUCGAUCACGAGACCGCAGCGGCUGGGGUUAAAUGUCAUGAGAGUGAUGUACACCCGACGACAGGCAUGUCACUUCCACGCUUUGGUUAGCUUCAACGGAUCGUUUGCCUAUAAAAUCAAGGAGAGAAGAGGAGAUAUGCCUGAUUAUUACGCUGUAGGCAUCGGCUACCUAGGCAGCUGGAAGAGAGGACUGGUUGCCGAGGAUAUAGAUGUAUUAAAGUAUAAUAUGUCUGGCACACUUAAGCACCUGAUAGUAUGCACUAAUCAAAAGAAAAGAAAAAGCAAGGCUACUAAAAAAACAGUAAAGAGCAAUGUAACCAGCACUUAAAAAAUAAAGAUAUCACUUGUGAUAUCAGUAUUAUAUUAUGUCA